AUGGCCGGAGAUCACGAUUCAACAUUCGACCACUUCCUCAUUGUCCCGCUGGACAAUGGCGAGAAGCUCUUGUUCUGCUUAGAUGCAAAAUUUAGCGUGGAGGGUAUGGAGAAGGACUUGAACUUCCAGCAAGACAUUCAGCCCAAGCUGAAGGGAUUCUCAGCAAUGAACCUUCCAACAAGUUGGCAUACUUUGGUCCUUAUCGUGUCGAAUCGCAGGAUCACCGAAGGACAAGCAAGACGUGUAAAGAAUUCUGCAGAGGCACCGCUAAUCGCAGCAGGGGCGGAGCACCUGCAGCGCGUGCUGUCGUGCUCUUUGGUCCCACCAGCAUACAGAGAGCGGCGGCGAAAAAAGCAGAGUUAG
Messenger RNA from Effrenium voratum, 363 nucleotides. NCBI's taxonomy places the organism in Eukaryota, Dinophyceae, Suessiales, Symbiodiniaceae. The record is from the annotation of a GenBank genome assembly.